CAUCUUCCGCAUCUCUUAAAUGUGUGUGUUCUCUAGAAGUGCUUUUGUUCUUCGGUAUUGUUUGCCUUUGUUUUAAAAAAGGUAUUUUUGCAAGAUGAACUUAUAGUAGCGUACAUGUUCCACUGUGGUAAAGGUUGUCGUUUAUGAGGAGAGAUGUUUUCUUUCUGACGGUGUUUGAGAGCGCGCAGGUGGAGGAGGGAGGAGCUGGUUAAAGGCAAGUUGAGGAAGACCUGCUUUACGCCCGCUUUACCACAGACCGACGAUUAGUUGACAUUUUUGGCAUCAGGGAUCACUUGAAUGGUGUAUUUGUGCAUCAAAAAAACCCUCGUUCUUAAACACGUAGACAGAUUCAGACGCAUAAAAGUCGCGUGCGAUAAAGUCGAGCCCCGAGGCUGAGUUUUUGACGCACUCCAGUAUGUCCGAAACGAAGAAACAGUCGCGCACAGACUCGUCCGAUUCGAACCCCUGGGAUAGUCUGGGCAGCCCGACGCUCCUGUGGUCUCCCACCUCCGGGCUUCCUCUGCAGGACGGGCUUUACACGGACGCGAGGUUCCCGGUGCAGAACAUGCCGAUUCAGACCGACGUGGUUUGGAAACGACCAAAGGAGAUCUGUCCGUUUCCUGUGUUUAUUGCGGAUGGAGCCACACGUAUGGACAUCUGCCAGGGAGAACUGAGUGACUGCUGGUUCUUGUCUGCGGUGGCGUCUCUCUCUCUCAACCCUUGUCUUCUGCAUCAUGUCGUUCCCUCAGGCCAGGGUUUUCAGCAGGGCUACAACGGCUGCUUCAAUUUUCGGUUUUGGCAGUAUGGUGAGUGGAUUGAGGUGCGAGUCGAUGACCGCUUGCCGACGCGUAACGGUCAGCUGAUCUAUCUGCGCUCCUCAAACAAAGACGAAUUCUGGAGCGCUCUAAUGGAGAAAGCUUAUGCCAAGCUGAAGGGUGGUUAUAAUGCUCUGAACAUGGGUUUCCCUCAUGAGGCGAUGGCAGACAUGACAGGUGGGGUUACAGAAGAAUUCAUGAUGCCGUCUGACCAUCGAACACUGGGCUCUUUCCUACGCCCGCUGCUGCAGAAAGGAGCUCUGAUCAACUGUGCUAACUCAAGGAUCAAGACUACGGUCGGUUCAGUUGAGCUGGUGCGGAUCAGGAACCCGUGGGGUAAAGCUGAGUGGGAGGGGCCUUGGAGUGACAAAAAAGGAAUCGAGUGGAAUAUGGUGAGCACUGAAGAGCAGCAGCGUGUACAGAGAAUCCAGCAAGAAGACGGGGAAUUCUGGAUGUCUCUGGUCGAUUUCUGCCAGAACUUUGAGACGAUGGAGGUUUGUCACCAGAGCGAAGACACGCUGAGUGAGAGCGGAAACAUAAAGCCCUGGAAAUGUACAUCGCAUCAUGGACGAUGGAUUCCUCAGCAAGGGCCUCCUCAGUACAGUGUGACCCUGCUGGAAGAGGACGACGACCCCAGUGACCCUGAACUAACGUGCUCAUUCCUGCUGGCGCUCAUGCAGAAAUGCGCUCGUCAGAGAGGAAUGCUGUUCCCCGUGGCGCUGCACAUAUACAAGGCCCGAUCCGAGCCUGAUUUCCUCUCCUCUCGGGACAGUUCUCAGUUGAGCCUGGUGCUCAGCACCACUAAAGACCUUGGUUAUGUCUCGCGGCGAGAGCUGGUGUUUCGCGGUCGCCUGGCGCCCGGUCAUUACAUCAUCAUUCCCAGCACUUCAGAGGCCAAUCAGGUGGGAGAAUUCCUCCUGAGAGUCCUGACCGAGAAAGGAAACAAAACCAUAGCUGUUGAGGCACGAGGAGUAGACUCGAGCUCAGUUACUCCGCCAAUGUCUCCACGUCUCGCAGGUCUGCCGUCUGCGAAUGAAGCGAGAGAUCUCUUUGUGAAACACUGUGUGAAGGGGCCUUAUUGUAGUCCAUUGGAUCUCUAUAACCUGCUGACCGAAGCCAUUGCAAAAGGAGUCUUUGCAGGUAGCGAGAAGAAGCUGAGUUUGGAGCACUGCAAGAGCUUUGUGGUGCUCAUGGAUAGUCAAGGAAUGGGACGACUCGACUUGACAGAGUUCCAGGCAUUGUGGGAAAAACUCCGGAAGUGGACUGGUAUUUUUAUGACAUUUGACAAAAACAAGAACCAGGCACUGGAUUAUCUAGAAAUCCCACCAGCUCUGACAGCAGCAGGCAUACGGGUGGAUGAAUUCAUAGUGCAGCUGAUAGGCCUGCGUUACACGGAGCCAGAUAUGACCGUCAGCUUCCCAGGAUUCCUCUUCCUGCUCAUGAAACUGGACUGCAUGAUGCGCAAGUUUCAGUCAUUUGAUAUGACGGGGAUGGGAGUGAUUUCAGUAAACAGCAGACAGUUCCUGCACAUGACCAUGUACAACUGAUUCCAGACCAGCUGCAGGGAAACAACUGUACAUCUGCUUUAAUUAUUCUCUAUAAACGGAUCGUUCCAGGACUGGAUGCUGAUUGGUCAAUACAACGUUCCAGUUAUGAUACAGUACAUGCUAUAUUAACAGAUAUGACGCAAAACACAGCUACUGUAUAUAUCACUGCACUGCACCUGUAGAGACCAACUAUGAACCUCAUUUUACUGCUUCUAGUAGACAGAUGGCAGUCAAUGAAUUUGCUUAAUAAAAAUUGUU
Sinocyclocheilus rhinocerous is the source of this 2620-nucleotide messenger RNA. RefSeq names its product calpain-9-like. Gene Ontology annotation, biological process: proteolysis. Bases 416 to 2362 code for a protein of 648 amino acids. NCBI's taxonomy places the organism in Eukaryota, Metazoa, Chordata, Actinopteri, Cypriniformes, Cyprinidae. The transcript is spliced from 19 exons. The record is from RefSeq and is a predicted model, not a curated record. Gene Ontology annotation, molecular function: calcium-dependent cysteine-type endopeptidase activity; calcium ion binding. Gene Ontology annotation, cellular component: cytoplasm.